Molecule: messenger RNA, 622 nt
Organism: Camellia sinensis
Lineage: Eukaryota; Viridiplantae; Streptophyta; Magnoliopsida; Ericales; Theaceae
Source: RefSeq, a predicted model, not a curated record
GCGUUCUACGCCCGUUUCGUCGUCGGAUUCGCGUUUCUUUUCGCGUUUCGGACGUUUUCCACCGAGCACAUUUUCGUUUCGGUGCCUCGUUUGGCGUUCUAGCCUUUUCGGGGUUCGUUCCCCUCACUUUCCUCUUCAUUUCCGUGCCCUUUCACAUUCCGGCCUCCCCGGCCAUUUUCGACCCUCUCGGGAGUUGACUUUUCAGUUGACUCUUCAUAUUCCGGCUCGGUUUUCCUUUUUCCGACCAUUUUCACAUCACUCUCUACAUGGCGGACGACAUUCCACGUGUCGGGACUCCCCCGGACCACGAGAUGGAUCCCGGGGUCGAGCUCUUACCAUUGAGCGAGCGCCCGUUCGACCCGGCGCCCUCCCGGCCGGCGAUCCACGUUCUGCCCCCAGACGGUCUGCGUCAGUUCCGGAGCUUUGAGAGGUACGCGGCGCCUGAGCUACUACUACGCGAGCCUACCUCCCAACUUUCAUUCGGCACUUCCGAGGAGGGUUCCCAUACCAUUCGCGGGUAUGGGAAUACUGGUGCUCGGGAGUGGUACGAUGAGCUCCCUGAUGCGGUCCAGCGCAUCGUGGACUGAGCGGGCUUCGGCACCUUCUGCCGAGGGCUCUCUAG